This is a messenger RNA of Propithecus coquereli (Coquerel's sifaka), 1262 nucleotides long. RefSeq names its product ADP-ribosyltransferase 1 (gene ART1). Lineage: Eukaryota; Metazoa; Chordata; Mammalia; Primates; Indriidae. The transcript is spliced from 5 exons. The record is from RefSeq and is a predicted model, not a curated record. Gene Ontology annotation, molecular function: NAD+ poly-ADP-ribosyltransferase activity; NAD+-protein-arginine ADP-ribosyltransferase activity. Bases 97 to 1047 code for a protein of 316 amino acids.
UGGAGAUCCACACCAGCCUCCCCACCCUUGACAAGGCCUAGAUGAGGAAACUGAGACCCAAAGAGAGACAGCAACUGGCCCAGGGUCACCUCCAACAUGCAGAUGCCUGCCAUGAUGUCUCUGCUACUUGUUGCCGUGGGCUUCGUGGAAGUCCUUCAGGCCCAGAGCCACCCCAUCCAACGACGAGACCUCUUUUCUCAAGAAAUGCCCCUGGACAUGGCCUUGGCCUCCUUUGAUGACCAGUACGCUGGCUGUGCCGUAGCCAUGACAGCUGCUCUACCACAUCUCAACCACACAGAGUUCCAGGCCAACAAAGUGUAUGCAGAUGGCUGGGCACUGGCAAGCAGCCAAUGGCAGGAGCGUCGGGCCUGGGGACCAGAGUGGAGCCUCAGCCCUACACGUCUGCCCCCGCACCCCCCAGGCUUCCGCGAUGAGCAUGGGGUGGCCCUCCUGGCCUACACAGCCAACAGCCCCCUGCACAAGGAGUUCAACGCAGCUGUGCGUGAGGCAGGCCGGUCGCGGACCCACUACCUCCAGCACUUCUCCUUCAAGACACUCCAUUUCCUGCUGACCGAGGCCCUGCAGCUACUGAGCAGCAGCCAGCGUCUGCCCCGGUGCCGCCAGGUGUUCCGCGGGGUGCAUGGCCUGCGCUUCCGGCCAGCAGGGCCCGGAGCCACUGUAAGGCUGGGCAGCUUUGCCUCCGCGUCCUUGCAGAAUGUUGCAGCCCAGAAUUUUGGUGAGGAUACCUUCUUUGGCAUCUGGACCUGCCUUGGGGCCCCUAUCAAGGCCUACUCCUUCUUCCCUGGAGAGGAAGAGGUGCUGAUCCCCCCAUUUGAGACCUUCCAGGUGAUCAAUGCCAGCAGACCGGCCCAGGGCCCUGCCCGCAUCUACCUCCGGGCCCUGGGGAAGCGCAGCACAUACAACUGCGAGUACAUCAAAGACAAGAAGUGUAGGUCUGGGCCCUGCCAGCUGGAUAAUUCAGCCAUGGGUCAAAGUCCCCUCUCUGCAGUCUGGUCCCUGCUGCUGCUGCUCUGGUUCCUUGGGUGAGGGCCUUUCCAGAGAGUCCAGGCCUCCUCUGACCCAUCAGACACCAAACAGCCCCGCCUACUGCUGCCCACCCUAAGGAUGAUGGCCAUGUGUGUGCUUUAAGUGUCGCCAAGAUCCCUGGUAAACCUUCCUGCAUGGAACUCUGGGACCUUCUCUGGCAGCUUCCAGAUCUGCUGUGGAGAAACAGGAGAGAAUUUUGGAACUGAAUCUUACCC